AUGAUACACAGUAUCAGCGAAAAGGCCGAAUGUAUUGCAGAUAUUGAGGAUCUCAUUGAGCAUUCUCUCCCCAGGGAUAUCAACGAGUACUACUGUCGCCAUUUCAAACGUAUUCCGGCGGCACAUCGAAACUUGGCAAGCAAGAUCUUCUCGAUUGUAUGCUUUUCCCGGCGCUUAGUGUCCGCGAGUGAGCUAAGCGAUGCCAUCGGGGUUAUUCGAAACCCCGCGGCCCAGUCAAAGAACGAUAUGGAACGGAGGAGACCGCGUUCAAAACUCAUACAGAACCUUCUCUCGCCGCUGAUAGUGGAAGAAAAAGUGCCUUCUGAUACCGAAAAGCGUUAUCGGUUAUUUCAUUCCACGGUGAAGGAGUUUGUCAGAAACAACCCCAACGUUCUGAACGAAGGUGACGGAGAUGUUGAAAAUGCUUACAUUGGCCCCUCCAUCCUGGCUGAUGCAUGUCUUCAAUAUCUAUCACAACCCAAAUAUAGCAGCCUCUUAGAAAGGGUUAAUGGCGUUUGGAGGACAUCAGGUGGGGAUUCACCAGAUAAAGAUGCAUUCCUUAGGUAUACAGCCAAGUAUUGGCACCUACACCUAGAGGACGUUUUGCCGUCUCCCAGCCUUGCGGAGAAGAUAUCGACAUUCUUGUGGUCUUCAAAUUUCCAGACGCUACUCCAGGUCCAGCACCUCCUUGUGGAUGCGCAGUUUGGCGUUUUCACCCUUAGAGGAAAGCCAAGCACAUCAAAGUUUUUCAAGAGAGCUCUUCCUCAUUGGUUUGUGAGGAUGGCUUUGCGGGACCCUAGUAUGCAUUUCUCCCAAGAUUACCGGGUGUUCCUUCAUGAGUGGGCUUAUCUUUUGGCCUGUGGAUGCUGCGAUAAUCCUUCCUGCUCGAUGGCGAGAUACGCAGGCCAGAUCGAUCGUUGCAUUUUUGGGACCUUGGGAACCAACAAUUUUAUGUCGAGCAUGAAGAGUAGAUACACUGGUUUUUCUCUCUGCACUGGUGAUCAUGAUGGCAUACGUACCAUUCAAACUUGCUACGAAGGGUAUUCGGCGUGCGGCCGAGUUGUCUAUCUAGUCCAGUUCCAGCGUCGCGUUGCACCAAUUCUUUACUUUAUUUGCGAGACUUGGAACCUGGCUUUGGGUGGAAAGCCUAAACUGCAACAGAGACAAACACUCGAAGUCAACGAGGAAGAUGCAAACUGGAACCUAUUCGUCAAAGACGGAGACUCGCAUAGUACUGGAAGAUCUGGCAGAGCAAAACCAAUCGCGUUUGAUUAUGAUGCUCAUGGUCUUCGUAUUGGCUCUCAGUUGUACACGAGAGAUGAGAACGGCCUCUUUCAGGUAUUGCAUAUUAGCCAUGAUCAGAAACCCGCGUUCCCGGCAUAUUUCGAGGAGUUCCUGACCCAAGGCGAAUACCUGGUGACAGCAAGCCGGAGAAGGGCGCCUAUCCCCGGCGAGGAGCGCCUUGAUAGCUUGACUGACAAUCCAGUCCUCGAUGUAGGGAAACUCUUCAAUAAGAUGUGGGAAGAGGAAAGAGCGAACAAUAGCAACGAUUCAGAGGUAGACGACACUGAUGAAACUUCGUCUGCCUCAGAGGAAAGUGACACUUCUCUAUCCUCAGCUAAAACUGGAAUUGACUGGAGCUCCGGCGAUGAGACCUGGAGUGAAGGUUCAACUGACGUUGAAGAAGCAAUUGGCGAUGAGAAUGCCAUCGUAUUCUUCAAAGGAUACAUAGACAGCUCCAGCAGCUCUAACUCUGACAGCGAACCCUCGGACAGUGACGAUUAUGAGUCCGAGGCAGGCUCUGACUCCGGUGGACUAGGAGCAACGCCUCAUUCUCGCUUCCUCCGCGGCUUCUUGGACGAUGACUCUGAUGGAGACGAUGCCUACGUCCCCCUCGACGAUUCUGACGGUGGUUCCGAUGACGACGUGUAUCCGCGCUCUCGAGCGCACUUCCGCAAACGAACCAAGUCGGGCCUCGAGGCUUCACUCAAAGUCUUCGGCAUGUCUAGCACAGGACUAACAUGCAUAUUUCAACUAUCAAGGCCAAUAGACCUGCUACUCUAUGAUUCGCCUCCAGUUUUGCAUCCUCACAAACCUCUCAUUAUCUGGCCACUGAGUCCUGGAAACGUGCUGUUCGCGGAUUUCGAGAAGAAAAGCUGGUUUAAGAGGAAGCUGAGACCGACGACCACAUAUACGCGCCAGAUAGUCACAAAAUGCCACUUCUCACCAUGCGGCAAACACCUCCACAUCGCUAUCCUUGAAGUUCGAAGGAAACCCCUACCGGAGAAGAAACACAAAAGAACAGGUUCAGUCUCCAAGACAAAUCUGAUCCCCCUCGACCUUUCCCUGUUCGUCACCACACAUAGACUCUCAUCGCGCAAGACGACCCGCGCCCCUCCAACGCAAAUCUACAGGACGAAGAUCGAGCUGGGCCACUUCCACUCUCUACCAGUCUCUCAGCUCCCCUUCACGCUUACCUGGACGCCCACGGAAUUAUAUUUCACAAUGAGCGCGAAAAGGCUCGCCGUUUUCAGAAUCAGACUGUUCCCACCGCAUGGCGAACUUGAAUCAGAAAACCGGGAGUCGGUCCUCGUCCCUAGGGAGCGCAUCUUCCUCCCCGAGACCGCAAAGACAAGGGAAGUGCGCUUUUUCCCGCCCUCCUCCUCCUCUAAGCCCUCAGAGCCAGGCAACGGAGAAAAAGAACAAGCCAACGGUCAAAUGCACGUCCUUAUCGGCUCGCAAAUCCGCUCGUCGCGCGUGCUUCUAGGCGAGGGCCCGUCGACUUCGAACCCAGCCUCCGCCUCAGCCUCGAAUUCUGACGCCACGCACAACGAAGGCGGUUUCCAAGUCGAGGGCACGGCGUGGAUCCCGCAGUGCGAGGCCGUCCGCGGCGUCGAAGGCGCUGUGUCCAUGCCAGUUGGGUUCUAUAUCUCCAACGAGAAGGAUUUCGGCGGGUGGGUGAGGUCGGAUGAUAUCGUAGAUGUACCGGCGGAUCGGGGUGUCGGGCAGCUGGAUUAUAAGGUGGAGAGGUUUGAUGUUGAGGAGGAUUGUGGGGAUUUGGAGCCAUAUAUUAUUUAG
Molecule: messenger RNA, 3078 nt
Organism: Aspergillus mulundensis
Lineage: Eukaryota; Fungi; Ascomycota; Eurotiomycetes; Eurotiales; Aspergillaceae
Exons: 4
Coding region: 1-3078 (1025 amino acids)
Source: RefSeq, a predicted model, not a curated record